Messenger RNA from Phacochoerus africanus (Common warthog), 3398 nucleotides. It is a transcript of the gene ZFPM1, whose product is annotated as zinc finger protein, FOG family member 1. The coding region runs from base 325 to 3297 and encodes 990 amino acids. The record is from RefSeq and is a predicted model, not a curated record. The transcript is spliced from 10 exons. Gene Ontology annotation, biological process: megakaryocyte differentiation; positive regulation of transcription by RNA polymerase II; negative regulation of transcription by RNA polymerase II. Gene Ontology annotation, cellular component: nucleus. NCBI's taxonomy places the organism in Eukaryota, Metazoa, Chordata, Mammalia, Artiodactyla, Suidae. Gene Ontology annotation, molecular function: RNA polymerase II-specific DNA-binding transcription factor binding.
CGCCGGGUUCGCGGCGCGCUGCCCGCAGGUUCCAUUGAGGAGAGCAGCGCAGCGGCGGCGGCGGCGGCGUCUGCGCGGGAGCCAGGGAGCCGGCAGGAGCCCGCCGCCCCUGGCGGUCCGCGCGGCCGUAACGCAGGCCCGAUCCUCCGGCCUCCGCAGCGGCGCCGGGCCGAACGCGGCGGGCUGGGGGCGCGGGCCAGGGCGGCCGCGGAGCCCGGGGGCCGGGGGCAUGAGCCGCCCCGCGGCCCCGCCGCGCCCCCGCCGCCCGCCGCCGCCCGCCAGGGGCUAGAGGCGGCCGCCGGGAGGGCGCGCGGCGCCGGAGACAUGUCCAGGAGGAAACAGAGCAACCCCCGGCAGAUCAAGCGUUCCCUCGGAGACAUGGAGGCCGGAGAAGAGGCCCAGGCCGCGGACACCAGCCUCCUGGAGCGGGAGGCCACAGCGCUGGAGCCAGAGGCCCUGGGGGAGCCUGAGCCCCUGAGCCCUUCCAGCCCAGGUGCCAGUUCUCCGCCGACACCACCACUGCCCCCCACGUCCCCAGGAGGCCCCGAGGAGACGGAGGGUCAGGAGCCAGAGGCGAGGCUGGAGGAGGCCGGCAGCCCCUGGAGCGGCCCAGAUGAGCUGGAGCUGGUGCUGCAGGACGGACAGAGAUGCGUGCGGGCCCGGCGGGGCCUCACCGAGGGCCUGUCCUGGGGCCCAUUCCGCGGGAGCAUCCAGACCGGAGCCUCAUCUCCUGGACAGGUGGAACUGAGCCCGGCCCCAACGCUGCUGCUGGAGGAUGAGGCCUGCUGGCUGAGGACGCUGCCCCGGGCCCUGACCGAGGCUGAAGCCAACGCGGAGAUCCACAGGAAGGAUGAAGCCCUGUGGUGCAGGCUCAUCAGGCCGGUGCCAGCGGGUGGACGGCUGAGUGUGCUCCUGGCAGCCGAGCCCCGAGCCGCCCCAACUCACCCUGUGAAGAAGGAGCCAGUGGAGCCCGAGAGCCCAGCCCCUGCCCACGCCGACAUCCAGCUCCUCCCGCAGCAGGCCGGCAUGGCCUCCAUCCUGGCCACAGCCGUCGUCAACAAAGACGUCUUCCCCUGCAAGGACUGCGGGAUCUGGUACCGCAGCGAGCGGAACCUGCAAGCCCACCUCCUCUACUACUGCGCCAGCCGCCAGGGUGCUGCCUCCCCAGCCACGGCCACCCCCGACGAGAAGCCCAAGGAGACCUACCCCAACGAGCGCGUGUGCCCCUUCCCCCAGUGCCGCAAAAGCUGCCCCAGUGCCAGCUCCCUGGAGAUCCACAUGCGCAGCCACAGCGGCGAGCGCCCCUUCGUGUGUCUCAUCUGCCUGUCCGCCUUCACCACCAAGGCCAACUGUGAGCGGCACCUGAAGGUGCACACGGACACACUGACCGGUGUCUGCCACAGCUGCGGCUUCAUCUCUACCACAAGGGACAUCCUCUACAGCCACCUGGUGACCAAUCACAUGGUCUGCCAGCCGGGCUCCAAGGCUGAGAUCUACUCGCCAGGGGCCGGCCACCCCGCUGCCAAGCUCCCCCCAGACAGUGUGGCUGGCUUCCAACAGCAUACGGCGCUGCAUGGCCCUCUGGCCUCUGCUGACCUGGGCCUGAUGCCCGCAAAAUCGCCAGGACUGGACAGGAAGGCCCUGGCCGAGGCCACCAAUGGAGAGACCAGAGCGGGCCCCCAGAACGGGGGCGGAAGUGAGCCCGCAGCGGCUCCCCGGAGUAUCAAGGUGGAGGCCGCAGAGGAGCUUGAGGCGGAGCCAGGACCCCCGGCCCCUUCGCGAACACCGUCACCGCCCAGCCCCGGUCCCGGUCUUGGCCCCGUGCACGUGAAGGCAGAGCUGUCCAGCCCCACUCCCGGCUCCAGCCCCGGGCCGGGUGCGCUCUUCCUGACGCAGCUGCCUGCAGCACCGCCGGCCUCCGAAAUUCUGGCUAAGAUGUCCGAGCUGGUGCACAGCCGGCUGCAGGCGGGAGCGGGUGUGGGUGCGCCGGCCGGCCUCUUCGCGGGGGCCCCCAAGGGCGCCACAUGCUUUGAAUGCGACAUCACCUUUAACAACGUCAACAACUUCUACGUACAUAAGCGCCUCUACUGCUCCGGCCGCCGCCCACCCGACGACGCACCCCCGGCCCGCAGACCCAAGGCGCCCCCCGCGCCGCCGCGCGCGGAGGCCGACGCGCCGCACUCGUCACCGGGCCCCGGGGCGCGGGAGGACGAGGCGGGGAGCACGGCCGAGGCCGAGGCCGAGGCCGACGCGGGCGGCCGGGGCAGCGAAGGCAGCCCGAGCCCAGGCAGCGGGGCGGAGGAGGACGACGACCCCCGCCGGACGCUGUGCGAGGCCUGCAACAUCCGCUUCAGCCGCCACGAGACCUACACGGUGCACAAGCGCUACUACUGCGCCUCGCGCCACGACCCGCCGCCUCGCCGGCCGGCGCCCACGGGGACCCCGGGAACCCCCGGGCCUCCCGCGCCCGCCGCGCCGCCCGUGCGCACGCGCAGGCGCCGCAAGCUCUACGAGUUGCACGCGGCCGGGCCCGCCCCGCCCCCGGCUGGCCCCGCCCCGUCCCCAGCUGGCCCUGCCCCUCCGACGCCGCCAGGCCCGGCCCCCGAGCCGCCGGCAUCGCCGGCGCCGCGGCCCGGGAGCGGGGGCGGGAGCGGCCUGGACCCGGUGGACUGCCCCAUCGACCUGAGCAAGAAGCCCCGGCGCCAGGCCCUCGCCGUCGCCGGGCCCGGGCCCGCGCCCAGCCUGCCAGCCCUGGCCGACUACCACGAGUGCACGGCCUGCCGCGUGAGCUUCCACAGCCUCGAGGCCUACCUGGCGCACAAGAAGUUCUCGUGCCCCGCCGCCCCGCGCCGCCUGCGCGCCGCCCCGGAGGAUUCGCCCGCCGUCGUCUGCCCCUAUUGCCCCCCGAACGGCGUGGUGCGCGGCGACCUCAUCGAGCACUUCCGCCUGGCGCACGGCCUGCUGCUGGGCAAGCCCCCGGCCGGCGCCGGCGCCGAGGCCCGGACGCCCUCGCCCGCCGCCCCCCGCGACGGCCUGAACGGCCAGGACCUACGGGAGGCGCCCGUCGGCAGCCCCCGGCCCGGCCCUCCCCCAGCCUCGUCCCCCGAGGCUGUGCCGGCGCCCCCCUCGCACUCGGACAAGGGCGUGCAGACCCCCAGCCAGGGGACGCCGGCCCCCGUGCCCAACGGCAACCACAGGUACUGCCGCCUGUGCAACAUCAGGUUCAGCAGCCUGUCCACCUUUAUCGCCCACAAGAAGUAUUACUGCUCCUCGCACGCGGCCGAGCACGUGAAGUGAGCGCGCCACACUACUCCAAGCAAAGGCCUCGGCAGAGGGGCUGCAGGGGGCAUCGCCCGCCUGGACCCUUGGCACUUAAUAAAGAAGUUCAGUUUGGUGGA